AUAGGCAGCUGCCUACCAUAGCAGAAUUCUGAGCUUCAUAAGAGACCUACUUGGAAUGCUCUACAUAGGCAGCAACUCCAGGUAUCACUCGCAGUGCCCGGGAGACCAGAUUCACUACUGAUUUCAAUACAGUAGCCCUGGAGGGAUGCGACAAAUGUUGAAAAUGUUAAACAUGAACAACAAACAUCAACUUGACACCUGUCAGCUGGGCCCAAGCAGUUUUUCCACCUGAGCUUAAUAUCCCGGGUAAGAACCGGUUACAUUCUAUUUGCUUUCUCCACCCUAGCCUGCUCAGUUCCACCCCCUAUUCUCCAGAAUCUCGUACCCCUGAUGGGCGCAAUAUCAGCCAGUGCAAGAGGACCACCAUCUCAGCCUACAUCUCAACCCUAACAGCAGUCCUCACCAUGGAGAUGAAACAACCAGUGAUGAUGAAUCGAGAAUAUGAGGGCGAGCAGGAGAAAGAACAGGAGUCACAGAAGAACGGCAGGCUGGUUGCAGACAGUGUUGAGGACAAUGGUCCGAAAUCAGGCUCAGGGCCUGGGCAGGUCUCCAACGGCUACCCUAGCACAUCCCCACAAAGCCCCAGAGAAGGUGCUGGCGCUGGUGCUGGGACGGACAGAGGAAGCACCCCUGUAAUGUUCAGGACUCUGGUUGUCCAGCAGACCAGUCUGGAUCCACCUAGGGAGACCUGGAGCAAAAAGAUGGAUUUCCUGCUCUCUGUCAUCGGGUAUGCAGUGGACCUGGGAAAUGUGUGGCGCUUUCCUUACAUCUGCUACCAAAAUGGAGGCGGGGGAUGCAUGAGAGAUAGAGCAUGCAGGGAGACACACUCGCUGCAACCAACAGCAUUAAUUGUGGCUGUCAUGGGAGCUUUUCUCUUGCCGUACCUGCUGAUGGCUGUUUUUGGUGGCGUCCCUCUGUUCUACAUGGAGCUGGCGCUGGGCCAGUUUCACCGCAGUGGGUGUAUCUCCAUCUGGAAACACAUAUGCCCCAUCUUCAAGGGUAUAGGAUUUGCCAUCUGCAUCAUUGCACUCUACAUUGCCUUCUACUACAAUACCAUUAUGGCCUGGGCACUCUACUACCUCCUGUCCUCUUUCCAUUCCACACUGCCCUGGACCACCUGCAACAACCAGUGGAACACUCAGAACUGCACCCACUACCUGUCCACUGACUCGAAUGUCUCCUGGACCAUCAAUUCCAUCUCUCCCGCUGAGGAGUUCUAUAUACGGCAAGUGCUGCAGGUACACCUAUCCCCUGGUCUUCAUCAGCUGGGAGGGGUGAGCUGGCAGUUGGCCCUCUGUCUUUUCUUCAUCUUCACUGUUGUCUACUUCAGCAUCUGGAAGGGGGUCAAGACCUCCGGCAAGGUAGUGUGGGUGACUGCUACCUUUCCAUACCUGGUGUUGUUUAUCCUGUUGAUAAGAGGAGCCACGCUGCCCGGAGCAUGGAGAGGAGUGAUCUUCUACCUGAAACCUGAUUGGAGCAAACUUCUCACCACAUCAGUUUGGCUUGAUGCAGCUGCGCAGAUCUUCUUCUCUCUGGGUCCAGGCUUUGGUGUUCUCUUGGCCUUUGCCAGUUACAAUCCCUUUCAUAACAACUGCUACAAAGAUGCAUUAAUCACAAGUUCAGUUAACUGUUUGACCAGUUUCCUGUCAGGCUUUGUGAUCUUCACAGUGCUGGGCUACAUGGCUGAGAUGCGCCAUCAAGGGGUGGAAACUGUAGCUAAGGACGCUGGUCCCAGUCUGCUCUUCAUCAUCUACGCUGAGGCUAUUGCCAACAUGCCAGCUGCCACAUUCUUUGCCAUCAUAUUCUUCCUCAUGAUAAUUAUGCUGGGACUGGACAGCACGUUUGCCGGUCUGGAAGGGGUAAUUACAGCCAUGUUGGAUGAGUUCCCCCACCUGUUGGCCAGGAGGAGAGAGUGGUUUGUGCUGGGUCUUGUGUGUGUCUGUUACUUGGGUGCCCUCUCUACUCUCACCUACGGAGGUGCGUUUGUUGUUAAACUAUUUGAGGAGUAUGCCACAGGCCCUGCUGUUAUCACUGUAGUCUUCCUCGAAGUCAUUGCUGUUUCCUGGUUCUAUGGGAUAACACGUUUCUGCAAUGACGUGCAGCUGAUGCUUGGCUUUUCCCCUGGUGUGUUUUGGAGGGUCUGCUGGGUAGCCAUCUGUCCUUGCUUCCUACUGUUCAUUAUUGGGAGUUUCCUGGCCUUCCCUCCAGAAGUAAGGCUGUUUAACUACAUGUACCCUUUCUGGACCACAGUACUGGGCUACUGUAUUGGGGUUUCCUCCUUCAUCUGUGUGCCUUCCUACAUGGUCUACCUUCUGCUCACCACCAAAGGGACCUUCAAACAGCGUCUUCUAAAGAGCAUCACUCCUGAGACUCCUGAGGCUCCAGGGUCCAGCGACUUUCACAGAGACACAAUUGUCGUCACCAAUGCUGUGUGACACUAAGACAUUUCGCCCUCUACUGGACAAAGAGCACAAACACAGGGGACCCGUGGCCCCUGUAAGGGCCCCAGCUGACUUUCCAUCACACCUCAUUCCAAAGGAGUCUGCUACCUCUACUGUGUGAUGGUGGGACCAGGCCUCUGAAUACAGCAAUUGUUUAAUUUUUAUUCAUGACAUGCCUCUGUCAUUGCUCAUGAGUUACUGUCUGUCGUGGUUUUAAAUUCUCGAGAUGACUGAGUUUGUGGUUUUGUGCUUCCGCCAACUUUUGAUCACCAUAACCAAUAUGUUCAUGAUUAUGGCGUGAAUUUAUGACUAUAUUUACAUCUGGUGAGCGUGGUUUGGGUUUGGGAACAGAAAUAGUUCUAUUUACUUUAUAUAAUAUACAUUUUAUAAAGAUUAUUUUUAAGUAUAAUUUGGCUAUUAAAUAGUAUUUAAAUAUGUUCCAAAAUACAUAAUGAAUAUAUUAAAUUAUGGUUUUACAUUUGUGACCAACUUCAGGUAUAUUUUACACAUGCUUAUACAGUUAUUUUUAUUACAGAGGCUUUUUGUUGUUAGGGACUGAUUAUUGAUAUAUUUUCAUGGUUUUUAUGUGUCAUUUAGAAGUUUGUAUGUACUUUACAUUGUUUUUAUGGAGGAUGGAGGAAUACAACAGAGAGAGAAAUAUUUUUAUGAGAGAAAGGGCCAAAUAUUUGUAAUUUUGGUUGUUCACAUGUAUUUGUUUUUUGCACAAGUGCGUUUGUAUUUGCAAAUGUGUGUGUGUGUCCACCAGUGUUUAGCCUAUAUUUGGCAGGUAUGUUAUAACUGUCAGGCAUAUCGUUAAAAUAUGUAUUAAUUUGUGGAAAAUUAGUGGUAUUUCAUUCACAUAAUGCUUAUUUUAAUUAUUUGCAACUGGAUCUCUUUGUCUGCCUACCCAGUUCCCAUUUACAUGUACUGUAGCAUUUACAAGAAUGUAACCAAAUAUUCAGGAUUUGGGGGGGACCACAUUAUUUUGUCACUGAAAAACCCAUGUUGGUCGACCACUAAUUGACCAUGAAUAUUGGGGAGUAGUGACUUCCUCAUGACUGAUUACAGUCCUGAGCAUUUAUUUACAUACUUCUUUAUGUGAGUUACACAAAGUAGCAGAAACCAAAUACUAAUGUGCUUGUUACAAAUGCUUCAGCCAUUAUCCUCAAGAUUUUUAUUUAAUAAGAAAAAAGGUGUGACUGGACAUCCCAUUGUGUACACGUGUGUUUUGUGAGUCUUGCUAUUCUUGUAGUCCGGCGUUCUGUGAUGACUUGUUCAAUUAGUAGAGUGGGAAAAUGUGAGACUGUCAAUUUCUCUGUUGAACUGACAUGUGUGAGCUGUACAUUGAGGUAGAAGUAAAAAGCCAUGGUCAGCUCUGUCAGUGUGUGUGCGUGCCUUAGACGUAAGUCUAUAUUGUGCAUGCGUGCGUGUGUGUGCUUCAGUCGUGUGGAACUUUCCCUCUACUUUCUCAUCAGAAUUUACUAUUCUGUCUAUGAAAGUAUUGAGAAUCUAUUGUACUUUAUAAAGUCUAACUAUGAUCCAUGUAUGUCCACAAGACUGUUAAAAGAAAGCAUGUGUAGGACAAAGACAUAUAUGAAAUAUUAGAGAUAUAAAAUAAAAUUAUAUGUAUUAAUAAUGAUUGUGUUUAUAGCAUUUCUAAGAUGUCUUGUAAGAUGGCGAAUGAGGGAAAAAAAGUCAAAAAGAUUCAUUUUUACUAAUACAUUUAUUUUUUUCCAUAUGAAGAACCCAUAAACAUGCUAUCAUACAA
Xyrauchen texanus (razorback sucker) is the source of this 4209-nucleotide messenger RNA. RefSeq names its product sodium-dependent serotonin transporter-like. The transcript has 16 exons. NCBI's taxonomy places the organism in Eukaryota, Metazoa, Chordata, Actinopteri, Cypriniformes, Catostomidae. Gene Ontology annotation, biological process: serotonin uptake; sodium ion transmembrane transport. Gene Ontology annotation, molecular function: serotonin binding; serotonin:sodium:chloride symporter activity. The coding region runs from base 405 to 2435 and encodes 676 amino acids. Gene Ontology annotation, cellular component: neuron projection; membrane. The record is from RefSeq and is a predicted model, not a curated record.